GUCAACUCACUGUGUGAAUGGAACAUGGCGGAGAUGGAAGGUAGUACAUCUCACGGAGAAGGAGCCUCGGCCGAUAUGGCGAUCGCAUCGCCCUCCAUUUCAGAAUCAAGUGAAGCAGCUAGUUCAGGAAAAUCGGAGGAUGAAUUAUUUGAAGUGGAAAGAAUUGUAGGGAUGUCCAAAAAUCGGGGUAAAACAUUGUACAAGGUGAGGUGGAAGAACUAUGGUCCAGCAGAUGACACCUGGGAGCCUGUUGAAAACCUCCAGUCAUGUCUAGACAUGGUGGAAGAUUACCAGGCCAAGAAGGAAGAAGAUAGAAAGAAGAGGGCAGAGGAAAGGAAGAAAAAAAUGGCUCAAAUGGAGGGGAGGAAACUCUCCACAGAGGAUGAGGAUUCCUCAAGGGACAGUACUGAUGCCAUCAAGCCAGUGUCCACAUUCAAAAACACAUUCUGGAAAGACCUUGAGGAAGGACGUGUCAACCUGUUUUACACAGACAUGUACUCCAAGGUCAAAGGGGGAGGUCGGGCUUCAAGGCCAACUUGUCUCAAGGACAGACAUCAGAAUAUUAAAUCUGAGGAAAGUAAACCCCAGAAAAAGAAGAAGAAGCUAGCUGUCAAAAAGGAGGUCAAAACAAAGGAAAGGGAUAAGAAGAAACAGGUCAGCCUGCCUUUUUUGUCCAGAGAGUUUGUAACAUCCAGUGAAGAUGAAGUCGUGAAUAGUGACUAUGAGAUUGUUAAAAGUGACACAUUAAGUUCACCAGAAGACAAAUUAAAACAGGAAAAUUCAGAUUCCUCCAGUGAAACUUCUGUCAGGAUGCCAGUUCUUAAAAUUAAAAAAUUAAAGAGCAGUGAAGAGAGGAGUGACAGUAAUUCAGAAAAUGAAGAUGGAAAAGAGAGAAAAAAUACCAUGAAAAAAGUAAAGAAAGAAAAACAUCAGAAAUCAGACAGUGACAAAAAAAUUAGAAUGAAAAAAAAUAAAGUUGAGGUGAAAGUGAAGACAGAAUUAGAUCAGUUUGAUAAUAGUGUAGAUAAAUCGGAAUCAAAGGUAGACAACAUAAAGACAGACUCAUCGGAGAAACCUCCCAGUCCAAUCAAAUCGUACUUAUCAGGGGGAAGCACUCCUCCUAGGAAGUUAUCCUCUGGUGACUUGCCAAAUAAAACUCCACAGGCUACUAGCACUCCGGAUGGGAAAUCUGAGAAAGAAAGUCAGGACUUAAAUUCUGUUGGAGUCAAGCGAAAGCAUGGCGGAUCUGAGACUGAUUCAUUUUCACAGUGUAAGAUAUCUAAAGUUAGACGAGAUUCGGGUCAGACAUCUCGAGACAGUGGACUCGCGAGCUCUACCAGUAGUGUCAGUAGUGUGGAGUCUGAUCGUAAUAAGUCGACUCGGAGAAAGGACUCGGCUAAUUCUAUGGACUGUUCACAGCCUCUAGAUGACUUAUGGAGUGGAUCUCUUCUUCCUUUGUUGCCAGAAAGCACAAAAACACAGGAACGAGGGGCAGAUCUAAGUUUUGACAUUGAGUUAGACGACAUUGAUUUAGAUCAACUAGAUAAAGAAACCGACAGUGAAGUUGAUGCUAUAGUCAUAACCGAUGGGAAAUUCCAACAAGCAGUAACAGAGGGGGACUACCAGGCUGUGCGGAGUGCCCUCAACAGCAGCAAGAAAUACGAUGUGGAGGCUAGGGAUGACCUUGGAAUCACGCUGCUUAUGUAUGCGGCUCAAAGUGGUUUUGAUGAUAUAGCAGAGUUAUUGGUCAGUAACGGAGCUGAUAUCAACGCUCAACAGAAAAACGGCACAACUUCUCUCAUGUUGGCCUGUGAACAUGCCCAUAUAUGUACAGUUGCUUUACUAGUAGAACUGGGUGCUAAAAUAAAUGUUCAACAAGACACCGGUGAAACUGCUCUGAUGAAGGCUGUAAAGCGAGGUCAUAAGCAGAUCGUGAAGUUCCUAUUGGAGUAUGGAGCCAAUUUCUCAGCUCAGAAUAAUUCAGGAUUUUCGGCACUCACUUACGCCAAAAUGCUGCGACUCACGGAAAUUGAAGACAUUAUCACAGAAUCCAUUACAAGGCUGACUAAAGAGUUUGACAAACAGGUAGCCGUUACUCUGAACAACACGGCCAAGAUCUCCAGCAGUCUGUUCCCCUUACAGGUGUUCCCUCUCUGCGAGUCCAGCAAAUUCGUCAUCAACUUCAAGCAUGAGAUGCAACCAAACACCCCAGGUGUGGGGUAUCUAUUAUUUAUUGCGCACGCCCGAAUCACGGCCACAGAUUGUAAGUGUCGGUUUUACGGACCCUGUGCUGUCAACUCGGCGACACUGAACGGAGUUCCACAGCCUCCCCUGACAGAGGAAGCUAACUUUGUGCUGUCAUGCUGUCCUCUACAGAAUGGCAGAAAUGAGAUUGUCAUCAACACUGUGAAGGCUUCAACAUCUAAGGCCAAGUUAGUGAUAUGUGCUUACAAAGCACAGCUGAUAGAUGGAUAAAAACCUGCUCCUAAAAAAUCCCAGUGAUCUCAAGUUUGCCAAAGUCACAACUGGUACUCUAAACUGGUACUCCAUUCUUAGAUCUCAGCCACCACACCACUAUGGUAGCCAUAGCUACAGUCAUCUCCAUGGAUAUGAUGUUGCCAUAGAAAUCAGUACAGUUACAUCAUUAGUGUCAUCCCUCAUUUCUGACUGCUAAGGCGUUAUGCAUACAAUAUAUAUAUAUGGUAACUAGAUGAUAAUGCAAGGUUUAUAAAACUUUAUAAAAUAUUUUGUACAUUUUGAGAACUUAAGUAUGGAUGUGUUGUAUUAGUUAACCAUCAUAAAGAUAUAUAUUUGUUGAUGUGGGAACUGAGCAGAGUAAUUCUAGCCAUUGUCUGAGGUACCUCCCUCCGUUGGUAGGUGUUAUACAGUUCUGAGUUUAUUAUGUUAAUACAUUGUUUCUGCCUGUUCAGUAGCUCAAUAAUGGAUCUAUUAUUUAUGUUGAUAAAUCUGCAGAAAGAUGCAUGUUGAUAAACCUGCAGAGAGAUGCAUGUUGAUGUUGAAGUCUGUAAAUUAGUGCUAGAUUAUAGGUUACUCAAGAUAUUGGGUUAGGGGAGGUAACUCUCUAGAUUGACAGGGGAUGUAUAAGGACUUGUUUUACAUGGUUGUGAUUGGAAGUGUGCAGUUUGGAUUCAGGUAAUUGUCGUUAGUAAAUGAGGGUUGCUUGCUUAGUGGAUGUUUGUGUGGUAGUUGUGUGACUGUGUAAAUAAGAAGUAUGUAGCUGCUCUUAAGGAGUUUCUCUGUUUCAAGUAUUUAUCGUAGAUUGGGCAGCUUUAUUUUAAGAUUGUUUUGUCAAAUGGUCAGAAUUGGGUGAUUCUUGAGAGGGAAAUUCUGACAUAUGUUUCAUGAAAUAUUAAGCAACUUCCUUUUCUAAGUAAUUUGAAAUAUUUUCUUGUGGACUUGAUCCUUUGUAAGAUCUUUAGAAAUGGAUUCCAAAUUUUGAAUGUUACAAUUAUACACAGAUAGUGGAGGAAUUGUUUAAGAUAAUCAGCAGGUUUUGCUGGUGACCAAAUUCUAUAAUGUUACACUGUUUGUAGUUGAUUUGUUGUUUUAACUGAUAGUUAUAUUUAUGCAGUGUGAUACUGGAUUUUAUUGGUGCUUUUUUGUGUUAGUUUGGUUCCCUUCCCUUUUGUUGCUGGUAGAACUAGUUAUUGUGUACACUGAAUGUAGCAGCAAGAACUCUGUUGACAAGAACAUAUGAGAAUGCUUGUCUGCUUUAAAUUUUGAGUUGUCUCUGCAUGAUUAGUUGACCGAGUGAGAGCAUAAUGAGAUACCUCAGCAAUUUAAUCAUCUAGUCAUAUGAAGUCUAUGAAGAUAUUAAAUAUGUGAAAAUGUAUACUCCAGUGGAAUUUAUAUACAUGUACUUACGUCCAUGUCUGGUAUUACAUAAAUGUCUGGUAUCUCGAUAUUACUGUGAAUCUAGUGAGAUCAAUUCAUUAAGAUGAAUAAUUCUGAUUUCUUAUUUGAAAAAGAUGUCAUUGUGUUAAAAGGAAAUACAUUGUACAAUGCAAAAUUUAUGUGGUUAUAAAUUACAGGGCAUACACUAACAACAUAUCCAACACAGUUUUUUAAUGUUUUACUCAGAGGCCACAAGAUAAUAUGUACCUGUACAAAGAAGUAGUGUAUGAUAUAUAUACAUGUAUGUGUUAAUAAUAGCAGCGUUUAUAACUGUGAAUAUUAUGCCUCAAGGGAUUGUAUAUAGGGCAUGUAAAUCUCCCUUUAACAGUGUCAUUCUGUUGUGUAAAAAUUAGUAAAAUUGUUGUUUAAAUCCCAUUAUUGUUCAUAAAAUGGUUUUUAAAUAAAAAUGGUAUUUGUGUAUCCCCCCUUCAACAUUUAGAACAUAAUACAAACAGAAGUUUCAUUUCACAAAACCAGUCACAAUCUGUGAGACCAUUGUCAGUCUAUUACUAUUCUUACACUGGGAUCGUAAUCCUGUUAUUACAUAUUACUGUUACAUUUUAUUACAUGUUUAUCCCUAUGUGUUUCAGUAUUGUCGCUCAAUAUGUUACAAUGGCAUUGCAUUGAUAUAGAAGCGCACAUUUAUUACACAGUGGUAAGGAAAAAAAACAAUGUUCAUCAAUUAAAGCCUAUUUUGAUUGUAUGCAAUAUUUAGAUAACUAUUUAUAUAAAUAAUUUUUAUACAUGUAUAUUAAACAUUAUAUCACAGUAGAGCCAGUAAUACAUUUUGUAAAAAUGCAUUAUUUGUCAGAAUUUUUACUCAGACUUUGAGAAUAUGGGAAAGAGUGGAAAAUAUUAUAUUUCAUAAAAAUCAUUACUUUUUAUGUGCUGGAAAAUGUUCUGCCUUUAUUUUCGUCUAUUUUCCAGGCCAUCACCCAGGGAAUUCAACGCCAAAUUUAUCUACAUAACAUGCAAUACUGUAAAAGUAAAUUUUAAAAUAGGUAUUAAAAGGUGUAUUUGUAUUUAGGAUUGGAUGGAAAAUGAAUGUUUGGUAUAAAUUUCCAAGAAUAUAAAAGAGUUUACAUUUGUAGUAUCAUUAAUGCUGAUUACAAAGUGUCUGUAGGAAAUGUUUUUACCUGUCACACCUGUACAGGUGUGGACCAGACCAGGAAAGGUUGUCAGUCUCAGCUUCCUAUGUUGUAUAUUUGCUUUGUCUGUGUGUCUGUGUGUGAUCUCUUUGUUCUGUCUACUGAAUUCUAUUUACUUAUACAUGUAACAGUAGACAUUUAUUCUUUAUUUCUCUAUUUGUAACUGCCAGGAUUCUUGGCUUUAUCAAGUUUUAUUUAAUAACAAGAUUCUGUUAUUAGGGAUAACCCUUCAAUAAAUAUGGACUAUUACAGAGGUGGACAGAAUCUUUGUUUUUGGUACAUAUAUAAAAUUAAUCUUUUGUUAUUUUCUCAAUGAAAAAUAAAAAUUUAACUUGGUUAUAAAA
Molecule: messenger RNA, 5407 nt
Organism: Saccostrea echinata
Lineage: Eukaryota; Metazoa; Mollusca; Bivalvia; Ostreida; Ostreidae
Product: M-phase phosphoprotein 8-like
Exons: 15
Coding region: 25-2475 (816 amino acids)
Biological process (GO): regulation of gene expression
Cellular component (GO): nucleus
Molecular function (GO): protein binding
Source: RefSeq, a predicted model, not a curated record